UGGAUCAGCAGACUGCCCUGGCUAGUGCGUCCUCUCCACAGUCUCUGACAAUCCCGAUGCUGCUCGUUUGCAUAGUUCUUGCCUCUGUGCUGGUCCAGUCUUCCAGCUUCUUGACACCGUUUCCCGUUAGCACAAGCAGAAACAGCAACUCUGCCAUCAAGAGCUUCAGAAUGGGAAUGGAUCACCUCAAGAUUGGUUCGGAUGCCCCAGCUUUCUCAGUGAAAGACCAGGACGGUGCCGAGGUCACCUUGGCGUCGUUCAAGGGCCAGAAGAACGUCAUCGUGUACUUUUAUCCGAAGGACGCCACGCCUGGUUGCACCAAGGAGGCUUGCACGUUUCGGGACCUGCAGAGCGACUACGACGCCUUGGACUGCGUCGUUCUGGGAGUUUCGGCCGACAGCGAGGCCAGCCACCAGGACUUCAUUGCGGACCUGGGCCUCAACUUCAGCCUUCUGGCAGACACCGACAGAUCCCUGAUAAACGCCUACGGCGCGAUGAAGGCCGAGGACGAAAGCAAGAUCCAGAGGAGCACGGUGGUGAUCGACAAGGAAGGCAAAGUGGCGGCAGUAUGGAAUCCGGUGACGGCGGCAGAGGAGCACCCUGUGGAGGUCCUGGAGAAGAUUAAGGGCAUGUAGACUAGCUCUCUCUGUUGGCAGGGAAGCAGUUUCACCGCGUAUGUAACCUACCGAGAAGCAAGC
This is a messenger RNA of Ectocarpus siliculosus, 698 nucleotides long. NCBI's taxonomy places the organism in Eukaryota, Phaeophyceae, Ectocarpales, Ectocarpaceae. The record is from the annotation of a GenBank genome assembly.